AUGGCUUUGCGUCGUACUGUGCAGUGGCUCGUGGCUGCUGCCAGUGUUACACAGAUCUGUGCUAGUCCACAUGGUCUUGUCCGCCGCCAAAACUCCUCGCCGAUCGAAAGUUGUCCCGGAUACAAGGCUACCAAUGUUCAACAAACCAACCAAGGAUUGACUGACAUCAAGAACCUCAAGCUCGAGAUCACCCACGAGACUGGAAACAGACUCCAUGUCCAGAUCUACGACACCGAUGAGAACGUUUAUCAAGUCCCUGACUCUGUUCUUCCACGCCCAAGUGUAGAUGGGAAUGUUACAUCGAGUCAGCUUGUUUUCGAAGUUGUCAAUGACCCAUUCUCAUUCGCAGUGUCCCGCCGUAGUGGUGGACCAGCUUUGUUCAACACGACCGGAGCAGAACUCAUCUUUCAAUCUCAGUACUUGCGACUUCGCACUGAACUUUCCGAGAAUCCUCACCUCUACGGACUUGGCGAGCACUCUGACCCAUUCCAGCUCAACACCACAAACUACACCCGUACUCUCUGGUCUCGUGAUGCCUACUCCAUUCCUGAAGGCAGCAACUUGUAUGGAAACCACCCAGUCUACUUUGAUCACCGUGGCGCGGACGGCACGCAUGGUGUUUUCCUUUUGAACAGCAAUGGCAUGGAUAUUAAGAUCAACAACACCGCAGAAGCCGGCCAGUACCUUGAGUACAACGCAAUUGGAGGCAUUGUUGACCUCUACUUCUUGGCUGGGCCAACACCCACCGAAGUUGCCAAACAAUAUGCAGAGGUCGUUGGCUUGCCAGUUGAGAUGCCAUACUGGGGUNNACGCUUCGGUUUCCACCAGUGCAGAUAUGGAUACAGAGAUGUCUAUGAAGUCGCUGCCGUGGUCGCGAACUACAGUGCUGCUGAUAUUCCUCUGGAAGUCAUGUGGACCGACAUCGACUACAUGGACAGCAGACACGUCUUCACUACUGACCCAGAUCGGUUCCCGCUGAACAAGAUGCGAGAAUUGAUUUCCACUCUGCACGCCAGACAACAAUCUUACAUUGUCAUGGUUGACCCUGCAGUUGCCUACUACAACUACUCUGCCUUCAACAAUGGUGUCGAUGCAAACGCUUUCCUCAAAAGAUUGAAUGGAUCAGUCUACGAAGGUGUCGUCUGGCCUGGUGUUACUGCAUUUCCUGACUGGUUUGGCGUUGGAACGCAAGAGUACUGGAACAACGAGUUCACCACAUUCUUCAAUGCUGACACUGGUGUCGAUAUCGAUGCUCUAUGGAUCGAAGUCAGAGCAAAUGCAGGAUAUUCAAUUCCUGGCUUCCCUGCCGACUUCCAGCCUGGCUCAGCAAAACGUAAAGCCAAGCGUCAGUCGAAUAGCACCGGCACUCAUCUUGGUCUACCCGGCAGAAAUCUGAUCGAUCCUCCAUACACCAUCAACAACGACGCUGGAAGCUUGUCCAACAAGACCAUCGAUACUGAUCUCUAUCAUGAGAACGGCUUGGCCAUGUACGACACUCACAAUCUCUACGCACCUUCGCUGGAGCUGGAGCACACGUUGGCCAUUGGCUGGGCGAUAAUUCAAGUNGGCUGGCGCUGGUACAGGGUAUCGAUUGCUCAGAUGCUGGAGUUCGCUGCCAUUUUCCAGAUACCUAUGGUUGGUAGUGACGUGUGCGGUUUUGGAGGAAACUCAUACCCCGAGUUGUGUGCUCGAUGGGCCACUCUCGGUGCUUUCUAUCCCUUCUACCGCAACCAUGCAGAGCUCGGAACUGUCAAUCAAGAGUUCUACCGCUGGAACCUGACAACUGCUGCUGCUCAAAAGGCAAUCAACACACGCUACAGACUGCUCGAUUACCUCUACACAGCCUUCCACGAGCAGACCGUGAGCGGCAAGCCAUUGAUUCAGCCUUUGUUCUUCGUCUACCCAGAAGACUCUAACACCUUCCCUAUCGAGCAUCAGUUCUUCUGGGGUGACAGAAUCUUAGUCAGCCCUGUUGUAGAUGACAACAGUACAAGCGUCACAUUCUACCUCCCUGAUGACAUUUUCUAUGACUACUUCACCUACGAGCCCGUACGCGGAGCUGGCGACUGGGUGACUCGCGACAAUGUCGACUUCACCGAGAUCACUGCCCACAUCCGUGGCGGCAGUAUCCUGCCUCUACGCCAGAACUCUGCCAACACAACCACCGAACUGCGCAAGCAAGACUUUGUCCUUGUCAUUGCACCUGAUCUUGAGGGCAAGGCGGAGGGUACGUUGUACUUGGACGAGGGCGAUGCCAUCGAACAACCUCAGACCAGUCUCAUCACCUUCAGCUACGCAAACGGCACCUUCACCAUGGGCGGCAGCUUUGGUUAUUCGACCGACGCCAACAUCGUGAGUCUAACCGUGCUGGGACAAGGCAGCAAUGUGACCUCAGUGGCCAGUAAGAGGGACUCGAGCGUUGUGUUUGAUACGGACAGAAAGUUGAUCACCAAGAAGCUCGGUGUACCGCUGACCGAAUCGUUCAAGACUACUCUGGUCUGA
This is a messenger RNA of Aureobasidium vineae, 2502 nucleotides long. NCBI's taxonomy places the organism in Eukaryota, Fungi, Ascomycota, Dothideomycetes, Dothideales, Saccotheciaceae. The record is from the annotation of a GenBank genome assembly.